UGUCAAUUGUGACGUCACAUGGUUUAUUGGGGUCAGGGGUCGUUGCUACGCGCGCUAUUUCUGUACUUUCCCUUCGCUCUCGUCUAUGGCCAUGUGUGUGUUGCACAGUUAAUACUUUCCGUCUGUGCGUCUUCGGGUGACGGGAUUUAAACUGAAAAUGUCAGCACAUCUAGAAUUUUCACCAGAUGACAAAUAUUUUUCAGAUGAAGUUGAGUUUGACCAGAUCCGGCAAAGUGGCAGAGAGAGGUUACAAGAACUAUCCAGACCAAAAGAGCCUAAAGUAGAAUGGUGGACAAAUGUUGGCCCCAAUGUUAUGUGGGGGACCCAGGAGAUGCUAUGGCCCAUCAGGCCAGAGGCGAAGGAAGCCACACCAACAGAACGGGUCAUCAAUCUGUCCACCCCAAAGAAAAACUUCCAGACAGGAAUGCAUGCGGGCAGGCCAAUAUUCUACUACAGUUGUGGUCGCCCGUCGAUGAUAUGGGAGAAUAAGUCUAAUGUGAAGGAAGCCAAUGAGCGGGUCAGUGUUCUGUCCACUCCCAAACAGCCAAGUAGGGAGUUCACCAACCAAGAAAUCAAGGAGCCUUACACAGAACAGGACUUGAAAAGAAUGUAUCCUAAUGUCAAAAGACCACAAUUCCUGUUCAGUUGCGGAAGGUCGAGCCCAAUAUGGACGGUCCAGAAGGGGGCAUUGUCUGCAGGUGACCGCCCACGCACGCAGAACCUGGCCUACCCCCGCCCACCACACCGCGAGUUCCAGCCCAGUCGCCAAGUGGAAACAAUUAUAGCUGGGAGUGCUCUUAGUGCCGCAGCUUCAGAACGGAUACAAAGCCUAUCAACGCCCAAAGACAGGCCACAUGGGCCGUUUAGACCACCGCAAUGGCCGGUAACACCGGGAGCAAGAAAUGCCAUUUCUUCAAGUCGAUGUGUUGACCUUGCUCGUCCCAAGGCCACGGUAGAAGGAUAUCAACUGCCACGAGAUGAGAUGUGGCCCGUCACGCGUGCAGCCAAGCGUGGCAGUGCAUCGGGCAGGCUUCAGGAACUAUGUAGGCCAGUUGUGAGAGCUUCAAUGGAUCAUGUGCAAUUUAAUCCAGACGCUUUCUUGGUGAAGGAAACGGCCUUAAAGGGGGUUAUACCUAAGCGUUGUGACGAACUAGCUCAACCAAUUCAGCGCUAGCAGAUUAACAUGGACAUUAAAUCUUGCCACUGUGAUAAAACCUAUUUAUAUAUCUAAGCGCUUGUUUGAGAUGCUGAAUCAUUGUAAAGAAAUAACUUAUUUUUACCCAGUAUGCACAAUUUGACAAGAACAGUAUUAUUUAUUACUUGUGAUGUCACCGAAACAGUAUUAUUGUUAAAGUUAUGUUAACUGGUCCAUGUUUCAAUAAAAGUAACUAACAGUAUUAUUGUUAAAGUUAUGUAAAUUGGUCCAUGUUUGUUAAAGUUACGUAAAUUGGUCCAUGUUUCAAUAAAAGUAACUAACAGUUUUAUUGUUAAAGUUACGUAAAUUGUUCCAUGUUUUGAUAAAGUAACUAUGCAUUCCCAUGAAAUGGAUUUGCAAUGAAAAUAUUUCACUGUUCAAAUCAAUUAUAAAAUUUCACCAUGGUAUGAUAGAAUAGAUUAGUUCAUUUCAAAGCAACGGAGGUGUGAAACAAAGGAAUGAUUUGUGCCUGUAUCAGCCAUCCCUAUAAUAGGUGGACUUGAAGCAGUGUAAUACAGAUUUACAUCACAUGAAAUGUGUUGAUUUUUAUAGACUGAGGUUCCAAUAUGAUUAUCUGACAAGUCUUAAAUUUUAAAUUACUUUUUAAUUUCCAAACAGGUACACAAAAAAGGCUGGUUUGCUACUGUAAUAAUUUUACAAAUAAAUUAACUGUUAUACGAAUUCAAUAACUUCUGAACUUAAUUCCUUCAAAAUAAUUCAAUUUUAAUGAAAUAAUGCUGAUUACUUUAUAAAAAGUAAGAUAAGGACCCUUGUACAUAAACAGAUAUGUAGCCUUUUGCAUUGUGAUUAUCUAUAUAAGGGGAGACAACUGGUAUAAUUGACUGGUCGAAAGAUGUUUCAGGGAAACAAAUAAGGAAAUAUUUCAAGCUCAACACUUUAGCUUAAGUUUUGGAAAUACCAAUGUUAUAAAGUUAAAUGAAUUCUUAUUUUACAAUGAAAUAAGUUUCCUUGGCUUAUCUGCUGUUAAACAAGAUAUUUUUUCUUGUUGUAUGAUGCCUAGGAAAUCUUGUGUGCUAAUCUUUUUCUUGUUACUAGUAUACUAUGUGGUGAGACCAAGUAUUACAAUUUAACUAAGGAUUAUGUUUAUUUAUUUUUAUUUAUUGAAACAGAUUCCAGCAAAUGAAAUCCUGACUGUCAUAAACAUUAACAAUCUCAAGCAGGUUGUCUUGAUUUCAUUUAGUGGACAUAACAUUAAAUAUUUUCCUUUUGAAAUAUUUUAGCAUUUGGUUGAAAGCAUCCAUGCAUAGAAACUAUGUUUAUAACAUUGUAUUAACUCCAGUUCUUUAUUAUUUAUAUAAUACCACAAGGACUGGGGUGCCGAUAUUGUAGGAACCUAUACAGGAGAUAUAUGUCGGGAGUGUUCUGUUGUAAUCAUUAUUACCGCUAUAGUAUAGUUUGGUUAUGUUUUGUUGCUUAUGUUCUGUUGUUUUUUCCCCAAAUAUCAUUGUUAUCAGGAGUGAGACAGUUGCAGCAAAUAUCUUCUACACGUGUGUUAUGUGAAUUAAAAUGCAAAAAAAAAUC
Molecule: messenger RNA, 2737 nt
Organism: Mizuhopecten yessoensis (Yesso scallop)
Lineage: Eukaryota; Metazoa; Mollusca; Bivalvia; Pectinida; Pectinidae
Product: testicular haploid expressed gene protein-like
Exons: 9
Coding region: 158-1174 (338 amino acids)
Source: RefSeq, a predicted model, not a curated record